AUGUAUAAACUUGCAGAGAAACCGUUUGAUUCGCCCAAAAAAUUGAUUUUUGGACGAAAAGAAGAUUUCAAUAGGAAAAAUGUGAAAAUCUCGUCAAGAAGUGAAUUUUGGAAACAAAAAGUGAGUUUUUGUUUGAUUAUUAUGAUCGGUAGAGUCUAGAAACGGAGGACUUUUGGAAUUUUCGUCCAAUCUUUUGUAAUAACGUCACUUCUCUUGAAUCUCUAGUUCUUGAUAAAUAUUUUCACUUCGCAGUCUAUUUUCAGUUCAAUAAUUCAGUUUUUCAGCUUGGAUUCCACCACCGAUCAAUCAAAACAGAAGUAGCCACCUUGCCAGCCAGAAAACAAUUCCCACCACCACCGAAAAUUCAAAUAAAUUUUUCUAUGUACUCAAAAUUCAAUUUUUAUUUGUUGAAAUUAUAUUUUUAUCAUUUUUACAUAUAAAUUGUAUAAUAAAUACAUCACAAGUUCCAUUCUAUGUGUUAAAAAUAGAAAAAUUCCUAGGGCGACUGAAAAAUGAAAACAAAACCCAUUUCCGGCACACAAACACAACUUGCGUAGCUAAACCGUACCUAUUUGUGUAGCUAAACCGAUGUCAGCGGCUGACAUCGGUUCGUCUACGCUUAAGCUACGUACGCAAACGCUGAGUUAUAUGUCAAAAAUAAAUCAAUAAUUACAGCAUGAUUGGCUGAAGAAUCGAAUCCAUAAUUGUUAUUUUCAGUGAGUUUUUAAUUUUUUUUUCAAAAAAAACUUCACCAGCCUAUUUGUUUUCCAGAAAAUCCUGA
This is a messenger RNA of Caenorhabditis angaria, 781 nucleotides long. The record is from the annotation of a GenBank genome assembly. NCBI's taxonomy places the organism in Eukaryota, Metazoa, Nematoda, Chromadorea, Rhabditida, Rhabditidae.